Lampris incognitus (smalleye Pacific opah) is the source of this 2016-nucleotide messenger RNA. RefSeq names its product cyclin-K-like. Gene Ontology annotation, cellular component: nucleus; cyclin/CDK positive transcription elongation factor complex. The record is from RefSeq and is a predicted model, not a curated record. The transcript is spliced from 10 exons. Gene Ontology annotation, molecular function: cyclin-dependent protein serine/threonine kinase activator activity. Gene Ontology annotation, biological process: regulation of transcription by RNA polymerase II; positive regulation of DNA-templated transcription, elongation. The coding region runs from base 331 to 2016 and encodes 561 amino acids. NCBI's taxonomy places the organism in Eukaryota, Metazoa, Chordata, Actinopteri, Lampriformes, Lampridae.
GCCGUCGUGAUUGGUCGAGGCGCACGUCAAUCCGGGACGUAGGCGAAACCAACGUGCUCGCCUCCCGUCGUCGCUCCUUUGUUUACCAGCGAGGGUGUCCGGCGCCGCGGAGUUGAGCGUCUUCUAAGCUUAGCUCGUCCCAAGUCCGACUAACCGGCGACCUCGGCGGCCGAAUGGGUCUCCGCCUUACGCGGCGUCAAACACGACCCCCCUCGUAGGCGUCUCACGAGUUUUUAACCGGUAUCCAUGUCUGACCCGUCGGCUGAUUAGCGCCAGCGCUCAGCGGCGUUGUCUUCCGGCGGAGGGCGUCCGCCGCGGUCGUGUCCGUUCAUGAAAGACUCCAGGGAGCCCUCCAGCCCUGCCGUCCAGGUCGCAAGUCUGGAUCACCUCAAACCAUGCUGGUACUGGGACAAGAAGGACCUGGCCCACACCCCGUCCCAGUCGGAGGGACUGGACCCCGCCACCGAGGCCAGGUACCGCAGGGAAGGCGCACGCUUCAUCUUCGACGUGGGCACGCGGCUGGGGCUACACUAUGACACUUUGGCAACUGGAAUCAUUUACUUCCACCGCUUCUACAUGUUCCACUCCUUCAAACAGUUCCCUCGAUAUGUGACGGCAGGAUGCUGCCUUUUCCUAGCAGGCAAAGUGGAGGAGACUCCAAAGAAGUGUAAGGACAUUAUCAAGACGGCACGCGGCCUGCUGAAUGACAUCCAGUUUGCCCAGUUUGGAGAUGAUCCAAAGGAAGAGGUGAUGGUGCUGGAGAGGAUCCUACUGCAGACCAUCAAGUUUGAUCUGCAAGUUGAGCACCCCUACCAGUUCCUGCUGCGUUAUGCCAAGCAGCUCAAAGGUGACAAGAACAAGGUACAGAAGGUGGUACAGAUGGCGUGGACCUUUGUGAAUGACAGCCUGUGCACCAUGCUGUCCCUGCAGUGGGAGCCAGAGAUCAUAGCAGUGGCUGUCAUGUACCUAGCUGGACGUCUCUGUAAGUUUGACAUCCAGGAGUGGACUUCCAAGCAGUCGUCCCGUCGCUGGUGGGAGCAGUUUGUCCAGGAUGUGCCUGUGGAGGUACUAGAAGAUAUCUGCCACCAAAUCCUGGACCUGUACUCCCAGGGCAAGCAGCAGAUGCCUCAGGGUGCUGGGCUUUCUGGCAGUACAGUGAUAGCGGAGAAACCCCCCUCAUCCAACCCCAACCCCAACCAGCAACAGGCCCAGCCUCCCUCCACCACUACCGCCACCCUCCCUUCUCCUGCACCACCACUGGCCAAGAAAACAUCCCCCCAGGCUAGCCCCCAGAGACAGCUGAAACCAACCCAGCCAUCUCCCAAAGAUGACAGCAAGGCCACAGAGCUCAUGAGCUCCAAGAUCCCCCGACUUGAGCCGCCCAUGCCUCCUCUUCCUACCACACAGCCGCCACCAGAGCACAAACCUCCUCCCUCCUACCUGUCUGCCCCCCUCCCCAGAGAACCAGAACCCUCCUCCAAUCCGUCAGAACCCUCCAAGGUCUCUGCUCCACCUCCACCGCCCCACUCGGUAUCCCUCCACCAGCCGCCACCCUUACCCCAGCGACCCCCCCAGCCUCCGGCCACUGCCGCCUACAUCAUGGGCAUGCCCACCUCCAGCUCCUACAUGUCUGGCGAGGGAUACCAGAACCUCCAGUCCAUGAUGAACACAGAAGGACCAUCAUACACCACCAUGUCCCAGGCGUAUGCGCCCCCGCUUGGCUACCAUGGCCAUACCUACCCCCCUGCUGCCCCACCACCGCCACCCCCAGCUGCCCCCACUUACCACCCUCCUCCAUCCACAACCUAUCCCCACACACUUCCGGCCUACAACCACGGCUACCCAAUGCCACCACCACCCCCUUCUCGCAUGGGGUUAGCCCACAGCCUUGGGUUGCCCCCCUCUGCUAGCGGGUUUCCUCUGCCACCUCCAGCCGGGCAGGGGCAAGUUCCCCCUCCGUUGCCCCCUGGGAUGCCCCCAGUCGGUGGAAUGAGUCGGGGCACAUGGAUGAGGUGA